This is a messenger RNA of Schistosoma turkestanicum, 585 nucleotides long. NCBI's taxonomy places the organism in Eukaryota, Metazoa, Platyhelminthes, Trematoda, Strigeidida, Schistosomatidae. The record is from the annotation of a GenBank genome assembly.
AUGAUGAAAGCCUGGCAAUUAGUCGAUAUUAAUGGUGAGGUGAUCAAUGAAGAAGACGUUUCAAGUGCUGGUUCUGACUGGUCAUUCAUGCAGUUUGAUCCAGAUGAUGGAUAUCCAAGUCGUCCACAUUCAGUAGCUGGUCGACGAUCAGAAUCUCUAGUCGAGUAUAAAUCUCGUUCACCUUCUGCAAACAGUGAUUCUAACUGUUAUAGCUCUCAUUGUAGUUUAGAAAGAUAUACUGAACCACCUGUGCGAUCAAAAAAUCAUAAAAAAUCAAAGAACAAAGAUUCACCUGGAAACACAAUGAUGUCUGUUACAUCAAAAACAGAAAUAUUAAAAUCUCAUCCACGUAAUGGAUUACGACCUGGUCAUAUACAUCAAUCCUCAACUAGAAAUUCCAAUGGAACACGUCAUAUGUUAGCACGUUGGAAUGCUUGUCGUAAUCAAAAUAAUCAUCAUUCCAAUCUAUGCGUUGAUACACAACGCUCUAAAUGUUUACGUCGUGGUCCAUUAAUCAAUCAUGGUUUUCAACGUCGUCAAGUUCGUCUGGCCAAUGGUGGUCAUAUACCGCAUCAAAGAAGUUAG